Colias croceus (clouded yellow) is the source of this 4129-nucleotide messenger RNA. RefSeq lists its product as uncharacterized. The transcript is spliced from 24 exons. Gene Ontology annotation, cellular component: Golgi apparatus. The record is from RefSeq and is a predicted model, not a curated record. NCBI's taxonomy places the organism in Eukaryota, Metazoa, Arthropoda, Insecta, Lepidoptera, Pieridae. The coding region runs from base 36 to 3773 and encodes 1245 amino acids.
UGAACGCGGCGUUCGCGUGAUAAACAAAUCGAAAUAUGAAAUUGCCGGUCCGAAAAUGUUAUUAUGUGGCAAAAGUUAGUUUCUGUUUAAUGCUAGUAGUUGUAUUGUUAAGUUUGUUUGAGCAAUGGCGUGGCAAAAAGCGUUCUGUGGGAGCACAAGUGACGAAUCUUAACGAUGAGUACGAAAGAGAAAUCAGGGAAGAUGAAGAUCGAAUUGUCCCUGGACUUGGGGAAGGUGGUGAAGCUGCUCAUUUGUUCGGUGAAGACAAGCGGCUCGGCGAAGAAUCUGAGAAAAAACUGGCCAUUAACGUGUAUUUAAGUGAUAGAAUCGCGUAUAAUAGAACUUUAAAAGACCAUCGAAACCCAGCAUGCAAGCGCGUAGUUUACGACGCGGAGUUACCAUCGGCUUCCGUUAUCCUGAUCUUCCACAACGAACCAUACUCGGUAGUUGUGCGAACAAUAUGGAGUGUGAUAAACAGUGUGCGGCGAGAUCGGCCGUGGUUCGCAAAGGCUAAUUUUAUUGAGAGGGAUUCAGGACGGAAAAUGGUCCUUGGCUACCCUGGACAAGAUCCUGCAUCCCCAUAUGUAUAUUUAAAAGAAAUAAUACUAGUAGAUGAUAAUUCCACUCUACCAGAGCUCAAGGGAAAGUUGAGUUAUUACAUACAAACCAGACUGCCGCCAGACCUUAUUAAAAUAUUAAGGUUACCUGAUCGUGUCGGUCUGACUCGGGCGCGAUUGGCCGGCGCGCGAUACGCGAAGGGCGAAGUCCUAGUGUUCCUAGACGCGCAUUGCGAAGCCCAAACCGACUGGCUCAGACCUCUACUACAGAGGGUCAAAGAUGAACCGCAUACAGUGGUCGUGCCUAUCAUAGACGUGAUCGAAGCGUCCAAUUUUUAUUAUAGCGUUCAAGAUGCGGUCACUUUUCAGGUAGGCGGUUUCACAUUCAUGGGCCACUUCACGUGGAUAGACGUGCCCGAGUGGGAGAAGAAACGCCGCGGGUCAGAUAUAGCGCCCACUUGGUCACCAACAAUGGCUGGCGGGUUGUUCGCUAUAAACCGUCAGUACUACUGGGAAUUAGGAGCUUACGACGAACAGAUGGCAGGCUGGGGAGGAGAAAAUCUCGAAAUGUCCUUUAGGAUAUGGCAGUGCGGUGGAACAUUAGAGACGAUUCCGUGUUCUCGCGUGGGCCACGUGUUCCGCUCGUUCCACCCGUACGGGCUGCCCGCUAAUUCCGAUACACAUGGUAUAAAUACAGCGCGUAUGGCCGAAGUAUGGAUGGAUGAAUAUGCAGAACUGUUUUAUUUGCAUCGACCUGAUUUGAGGAAUAAUCCAAAAAUCGGUGACGUCACCCAUCGCCGAAUACUGCGCGAGAAGCUACGCUGCAAAAGCUUCGGCUGGUAUCUCUCUCGUGUGUAUAGAGAUAAAUUCGUGCCUGUCAGAGAUGUUAGUGAGUUUGGCAGGUUCCAAAACCCGUCUACAGGUAUGUGCCUAGACAGUCUACAGAGAGAAGGUGAAGCCAGCCCUCUAGGAUUAUAUCCUUGUCAUAAGGGUCUAGAAGCAACCCAGUAUUUUGCUCUCUCCCUCAAAGGUGAGCUUAGGGACGAAGAAAAAUGUGCUGAAUUACAGUAUACCAGGUCUCUAGCUGACAGUGACAGCGGUCGGCGAGUGUUAAUGGUCACUUGCCAUGGAAAGCUAAGAGGACAGCGUUGGAAACACCUGCCCUCCGGUGAGAUCCAACACGUGGAAUCAUCUCUCUGUCUGACCGCGUCCCGAGCGAGUGACGUCACCGCGCGACGUUGCCGCACCGACCCGCAACAAGUGUGGCGAGUUGACUACACUGACGAGAACGGGUUUAGGCUUAAUAAAGACGGUGAGCCGAGCGAGCAGGAGCUAAGGUUGCAGAAGCUUAGAGGACAAAGGCGGAUAUCUCGUUCGCUAAUGUCAUACAACGAGACGGACGAGCGACGUCACCACAAAAAGGGGAAAAAGAAGGGAAGGAAAGGGAAAAAGUCGAAAAAGGGCAAAAAGGACAAGUUUAUCCUGAAACUGGUCCGCAACACGAACGGUAGCUCCCAGCACGUGGAGGCGGAGAUCUUCUGCCGACACCGCCGCUUGUUGCCCAACGACUCGCUCGUGCGGGACGUCGUGGCCGCGCUCAAUGAUAGGGAUAUUGCGGUAAUAAACAACGGACGAGUGUUCCAGAAGCACAGAGUGACGGAUUUGCACAAACAGGUGUUGCCGCAGACUGACAAUCAGCCCAAAAAAGUAACCACAAAAAAGAGAAAAGACAAAAAGAAACCGGAAGUGCAGCCUGUCAAUAUGGAAGUGAUUGAGAACGCGCCGCAAGUGAAUCAAGAUGCUGGACCGAAUGUGAUGCGGUUGAACCAGGAUGGAGAGAAGAAGAUCAUCAUUGAGGACUUUGUUGAGAUUAAACCGAAGAUUUCAACUGAUAUGCCUAAGCGCAAACGCAAACGUCCUCACAGAGGCAAGACUGUCACCCGACAAAGAGAGGAAGAAGCAAUUAAACCUAUAUCUAUAGAGGACUCUCCAAUGGACCAAGCGAUGGUCAGAACACAGGAUGUUGACUCCGAUGAACAACGCCCCUCACACAGACACGCGCCACAAACGCACAGACACACACACGUACACUUGGAUAUAGAUAACAAGGAUGAUGACGAAGACAGUAAACAUGACAGACAUGCUCAUAAAGUUGGUAAAUCUGACCGAAACGCGUACAAUGUUGAUAAAAUUGACCAGCACGCGUAUAACGUUGACAAAUUUGACCAACAAGCUUAUAAAACUGACAAAUUUGACCAAUCUGCUUAUAAAAAGGAGAAAUUUGACCAAUCCGUUUAUAAAAAUGAUAAAUUUGACCACCCUGCUUAUAUAAAUGAUAAUUUUGACCAAUCUGCUUAUAAAAAUGACAAAAAUGACCAACAAGCUUAUAAACAUAAUAAAAUUGACCAGGAUGACAAGAAAAAUGACAAUAUAGAUGACGAUAGAAAAAUAAUUGAUAGGAAAGACAAAGAUAAAAUAAUUAACUUCAAGAAGGUUUUCGAUCAAGUUGGCAAUCAAAUUGUUAAAAACACAUACGAUUUAAAAUCGAAUAAUAAUUAUAAAGUUAGAGACAAAGACGAUGGUUAUACAGCUACAGUUAAAGAUAGAUAUAAAGAUGAUAGAGUUGUGUACACUGACACGGAUAAGUUGAGGAGUGAGGAACGAGAGGACAGUGGGUUCGAUAAGGGCGACGCACGUGAUGAUCAAACGGACCCAUCGUCCCCAUACCACCGUACGCAAGACGCUGUCUCGUCCCCAUUGCCCCAAACCCACUACGGGGACAUAGAUACAAACACGCGUGUGUCCGCUGAGGACAGGCCUGUGGGGCAGAGUGGGGCAAAUGUGGACCAACACACGGGGCAAAGUGGGGCAAGUGUGAGGGGCAGAGAUCUGGGACCGUCCCAAAGUGGACCUGUGAGAGUGGUUAUGAGGUCGAAUCUCACUUUCAACUUGGGAGAUGAAUUCUUCAAUUGGAAACAAGCAGCUGAUGAUGUUGCAAACCUUCUCGGCGAGUUGACGAUACCGGGCAACACUACAAAAUCGAGUAGCGAGUUCGAUUCCCGGGAACAUGAGAAGGAAACAGAGUCAAUAAGAGAAGGGAGUGGAAGGGAGAAGGAGAUACAAGAUAAGGGAAGUGCGAGAGAGAGGGAAAUACAGGAAAAAGACAAAGGGAGUGACAAGUCGGGCUCCUCUGAAAGUAGUAGUGAAGAGAUAUAGACUUAAUAAUUAUUAUAGAAAAUAUUACUUAUUAUAAUAGAAAAUAAUCAUUGUUGUGAAUGGAGGGUAGUUUUGGAAAUUUUGUCAAUUUCACUUCUGAUUUGAUUGUAAUAGUUUAUUAUAGGUGCAAUUAUGUUUAUAAUUAUGUAUUAUGUUAUUAGGGAAUAAUAAAAAUAUUUCCCUGUUUUUUCAUUGUUUUUUAAGUUUUGGUAGGUCAGUGUGAUUCUACUAAUAAAAUUUAGAUUUGCGAUGUUGGUAUUAAAAUAAUUAAACAUGGCAUAUUUCUCGUAUUCCGUAUUAAAUUUUUGGAUAACAAUAUAAUAUUAUGUUCGUUAUAAUUUUAUUAUACUCGUGAU